AACGGCAAAAUGUCGCUGAACCUGGUUGUCAAGCUAUUUUCUCAUCGCAAUGUGCCGAUUUGGCGCAUACUAUGUAUGAAACUCUACAGUUUGGCGUUUGCGUUGUAUUUUAUUUUAGACAAGACAUGACGGCUAUACAAAAGGCUCAAUGGGCUUCUACAGGUUAAGACAUAAUUAUCGGUUUGUAGGUUCGUAAACAUCUAAACUAAACAAGACUGUAUACCUACCUAAUGGGGCGAAACAUUGUGAUCAAAUAAGUUAAACGCUAUAAUUAAGUGAAGUAAAAAGCAUUUAUAGUUCCUACCUUACUGCUAUUGCAUUCUGGUGCACUAUGGAAGAUAAGAUGGAUAGUGAACAGAGUAACAGUGGCGAGAGCAGUAGUAGUACUUCUGAUUCCUCUACUGAGACUUCUGACAGUGAAGAAGAAGUAAUGGAAUCGAUUCGUGUGCUGGGUCAAGACCUGGAGCUACCUCAAGAUUUAUGUGAAGACUACUCUCUUUUUACAGAAUUCUUUUCAAUGAAUACAUGGGAUAGUUUGGAAGAAAACCACAAGAAAAUACUGUUAGAACUAUUGCCUAAGUUCCCAGAAAAUGAUGAUGAAGAAAAGCAAACUACUAUAAAAAUGUUGUUUAAUCAUGAACCAUUUCAUUUUACUUCUCCACUUACUUGUUUUUUUAGGAAUUUAAGGCAAGGUAAUUAUAGGCCAGACAUAGCAAGAAUGAGGAAGUUCCUUAUGAAGGCACGAGCUAAACAGCAGAGGCGUAAGAUUAAAUCUUAUUAUGCUAAAUUACUACCUGAAGUACUUAUAUCAAGAGAACGAUUAUUAGCAGUAGCUAAGUCAACCCCUCCCGGCUUUAUACCUUCUUUACCACUGCUACCACCAAAACCGGCAACAAAAAACAACUAUAAGCCCAUUUAUGUUAGAGCAAGGCACAGAUAUUUUGAAGAGUUAACAGCUAUUUGGAGUGAAGUGGGUUGUCAAGAAUCAGAUGAUGAAAACUACCCAGAGGGACCACCAGAGCACUUUAUGAAAAAGAGAAAAAGAACAACCACAUUACAGGGAAUCGAUAACAGCAUAUCUGGUACUCUCAAUAGUGGAGACAUAUCACAGCCUUCAUCAUUAGCAUGUUUGAAAAAUGUCCUUUCUACACAUAGGUCUAGGAGACAGUACAGAGAAAAUCAUCCAGAGUUAAAUACUACAGGCAUAACAUUAGAAGACAUAAAGCAAAGAGUGGCUUUAGUUAAUGAACCAAGAAAGGCUAUGUUUGGUUGUGCCAAGACUGAUUUACCUGCACAGAAACAGAAGAAAGGUGUAAAGAGAGAUAUAAAUCAAAAACUAAAAAAAAACAAAAUGCCUGUAAAAAAUGUUAAGGAUGAAGAUAAUGAUGAAAAGCUACUUCCCCAUAUAAAAAUAAAAUGCGAACAGGUGUCUGACUCAGAAAACUCUUCAAUAUUUGAUCCAAUGAAUAGUCCCAGACAAUUUAAAAAAAUGGAGUGUGAUGAAAUUAAAGAGGAAGUCACUGAUUAUGAUGUUAAGUUUGGAGAUUCUAAAGAAUUUGUAAUAAAAAAAGAGCCACAGGAUUGUUUAACUUCUCUGCAAAAUAAUUCAAGAAUAAAUCAGCCAGUGCCUAUUAAGCUGGAAGACUUAGAUGGAAUAGAUAUGAUGGCACUGCCUGUUGAAAUAGCAGACGAGUCAGGAGAAGUGCUGGUUGACUCAUCUACUGAAGUAUGUGAUGAAGAUGAAGCACUCACAGAGACCACCCACGCAAACUUCUUGUCAUUAGUAAGGGCAUUGUUCCCUGCUAAAGCAGCACACAGGGCUACCAAACAAGAGCUACAUGCAAGAUGCAUGGCCGUUAUGCGAUCUCCUAUUGCACCCUUAAACACUUGGUAUCAUUUAUCUGAUGACUGGUGCAUGGAGUUAAAUUCAGCUUUAGAUUUUCUUGCCGGUGAAAGAGGUCCACACCCUGAUGAUUAUGUGCCUUAUCUACAAUAUUUGCCAGAAACGCAGACAUAUCAAUGGAUCGGCGCAGGGCGAGACUGUGACGCCAUUCUCGGCCGACUUUGUGAAAGAUGGCUGAGAGCUGCGUCUCCCCCAGCGCCCACAGUGGAGCCCCCUCCUCCCAGGUACCCAACAAACUGGGUGAUAAGACAGCCAACUAAUUCUGAGAUUGCUGAAUUCAGAUCACAGGAAAGGAAAAGAUUUGCAUCAGCAUCAAAACCCUUUACCUACGUACAAUAUGGCUACCGCGCGGUGGUGGGCCCGGCGGGCGCGGCGCGGGCGGCGGCCGGCCUGCUGGUGUCGUGUCCGCGGCCGCGCGCCGUGAGCCUGGCCGCGCUGCUGCGGGACGCCGUGGCGCGCCUGCCCAACGGAGAGGGCACGCAGCGGGACAUACUCACGCUGCUCAAAAUGUCUCAAUGGAUAGUACCGAACAAUGACCAAACACUGACAGCCGCCGUGUCUUCUGCAUUGGAUCGUCUGGCGGCAGUUAAACGUGACCCCAUAGUCAAGUACGAGCAUCGAACUGCAACUUGGAUAUUUCUGCAUCGAAAUAGGUCUGAAGAAGAUUGGUUGAAAACAAGCAGUGCUAAAAGUCGCAACAACAAGAUCCAACCGACGGAAGCUCAUUCUCAGACUACACACAACACCUCAGUGGUAUUCAAUAAUACUGAUUCAGAAGUACCAGCUGUGGAUGAAGUGCUGGAGAAUGCAUCUGAUAGUGACGUGGACGUGGAUGAUACAAGCACGACCACAGCGGGCACAGCAUUAUCCUCAGCUCAGCUCCUGAUGCAAGCGACCCAAGCUGUACAGAAUAAGCAGCUCAUUCCAAAACCUAAAGCGAGACUUGUUCCCACACCAUUAAAGCAAAAAGCAAUCUCAAAACAAACACCCAAUAAAAUAAAUUUGACGCAAAACAAACAAAAUAAUGUUAAAAUAAACCACAAUAAGGCAAUCGCACAACCUAAAAGUAGCAUAUUGGCGAAAACAAAACAAAAUGUGAAGAAUGUGGCACCAAAAUGUAAUAUCAAACAAAGUGUACCAUCACCAACCACUCUCAUAGAAUCACCUAAACAUAGAACACACUCUCCAAAGCAGAGUGCGCCGUCUCCGAACACACCCGUCCCACCUGUGAAGCAGACUGUUCAAACUGUGAAGCAAACUGUUCAAACUGUGAAGCAGACUGUUCAAACUGUGAAGCAGACUGUUCAAACUGUGAAGCAGACUGUUCAAACUGUGAAGCCGAGUGUUCCGUCACCUCAAACAAUUGUGCCAAAACCAAAGACGAUUCAAACUCCUAAAGUAAAUGUCAUUCAAAAUGUCAACUCAAAUAUCGUAAUGAGUGAUUUAACUUCAAAGCAGCCCUCAAGUGUUGGAGUGGUCGUGGCACAACAACCUCCGUUGACGAAGCAAAAAUCUGUCGUGAAAACAGACGCUUCAGUGGUCUUAUCAACACACAAUGUGUUAAGUCAUCAAACAACUCCAGUAUUAGUAUCAUCGCUGCUUCAGGGAAAUGCAGUGUCAUCAUUACAGCAGAGCUCCAUUCUCCAGACUGCUAAGCCGCCAGUGAGUCGGUCCCUGCUGCUCCGCGCGGCCUCCGUCCAGACCACGGCCUGCGUGUCCGCUCUCACCUCGUGCACGCCCUCCACACAGGUGGUCACCAACCCAAGACGCGGAGUGGUGAGAGUGUUAAGUCCGGCUAAUUCGACAUCCGGCAAGUCACUCAUAUCACCCCGGGCACUUAUGCCGCAAGCUAUCGCGGCGACAAACACAAAGCGGUCAUCCCUGCCGGCCUCGUCUACGGUCUCCACCUUGAGUGUGGCUCAGAGUUCUGCCGGAUUAACUAACAUUAGCAGUUCACAAGGAGUGGUCACAUCAUCAGUUACAACAAGAACUGUUCAAAUAUCUGGCGGUCGCACUGUGCAACUGUCCAACCAGACUGUCCAAUUAGCAACCGGACAAUCUGUACAACUUUCCGGUCACACGUUGCAACUUUCUUCUUUACAAUUGCCAACGCAUAGUGUUCGUCUACCAAGCGGGCAAACGGUCCAAUUAGCAUCACCGCAAACAGUUCAAGCCAUUAGAGCUGCCACCCAGAAAUCUCAAACACCUCGGCCGCAAACGCAAAGUAUCCGACCCUUAACCCAAAUUCCUGUCUCUACGGUCCAAUUAGCGGGCCAAACAGUUCAAAUAGCCGGCCAAACUGUUCAAUUGGCUGGCCAAAGCGUGCAAUUAACUGGGCAUACCGUGAAGUUACCGAGUGGCCAGAGCGUCCAAGUCGCUAGUCAAAGCGUUCUACCAACUCAAAGUGUCCAAUUACCUUCUGGACAGACAGUUCAGUUAGCCAGUGGCAAUGUGCAGACCGUACUGAGUGGACAAAACGUGCAACUUGGCAAUCAAAGUGUACAAUUAGGUUCGCAGACGGUUCAAAUUGGGAACCAAACAGUACAGCUAGCCGGUGGACAAACUGUCCAACUGCCGAGCGGCCAGACGUUACAGUUGUCGAGUGGGCAAACGAUACAAUUGGCCAGCGGUCAGACAUUGCAGUUGGGUAACCAGACCCCCAAGUCGAUGGCACAAGUCGUCAGGACGUCGAGUGGCGAGAAAACUACGCAACCUAUUGUCGCGAAACUUCUAACUAAUGCGCAGGGCCAGGUGAUGUCGGUGGAGCGACGCGGCCGCCCCGUACUGCUCGCGGGCAAGCCGCUGACCAACAUUAUACUGCAGCAGAGUGACGGCGGCAGUGUGCGGGGAGCGGGGAGUCACACACCACAGACCAUAGUUAUUAGUAAUAUGGCUUCCCAAAGUGCCACAACGUCGUCGACUUCAGCGCCUAUUUUGAAGUUACAACAGGUAAACCCAAUACAUCAGGUUAAAGUACCGCAGGGAACAAAAAUACAACAGGGUGCCGCGAGUACGUCAGUAGCGCCACCUGGCGGCGUGCGCAGCGUCCUGAUGGGUGGCCGACACGUGCUGGCGCGGCUCUGGAGACCCAGCAACCAGCAGCCGUGACCGACAGACUGACACCUGUGGACACGACCAAAUAUUAUCCUCAUUUUAUCUGCUUUUUAAAACCCGCCCGACCAGAAUCCGAUCGUGCUCACUCUCGUAACCGACUUGACCCACGUGCCGGUACAGUUAGUAAGCCCUGCCCACUCACGGUAUAGUUUAAGUUGCGCUAUUUAAAAGCGUCAGAAAUGCUUCCAUAUUUUAUAUACGGUCACUGGCGCAUACUAACACAAAGUGAUUAAUCACGAGUGUAAGACGUAGCUUGUGACGCACACUAAAGUAUUAUAUAACCCUGGCCUGUUUGCUUCGGUUGUCUAGAUGCAAGAGGCUCCAUCUAGACGUAUAAAUGAUCUAAUCCUUACACAUAAAUGCCCCGUGAUUCCAUUGGAAUUGUAAAGGGUUACCAGUUCAUUGGACCACCAAUUCUGAAAGUAAUAGUUUUUAUAAUUUUAUUACGGUAUGUAGGACCUUAUUUGUGUAUCGAAAAAGACUUACAGACUAAUAACAUCAAUAGAUAUAACUUUACCCAUUGUGUUACUUGAUUUAUCAACUUAAUGUGACUUAUGUUUCGGUACUGUGUGUAAGAUUGUUAUUGUUUCAUCCUGUGAUUUAAAACCGCAGGAUGAAUGAAAUAAACCCGUUGGAACUGAAUCAAUAUUAAUUAGAUUAUAUAUUUGGUGUUAUAAUAAAGGUGAACAUUUGCAGAUCUUCCAAAUAACAUUAUGCAAAAUCAGUUAAAGUAUGUAUUUGUUUUUAUAUUUACCAUUUCGCUUGUAUUCAUUGAAGUUUCUGUACACUUACGGCCUUACAAAUAAACUUGGUAUGAAGUUAUGUCUGUGAAUAAACCAAGCAAAAUGUUUACCAAUAAAUAUAUUGCUAAUGAUUGGUUUAUUCGACGUUUAACGUUUCCCGGUGUUAUUUGCAAGGUGCUUAACACUCGCAAAACUUUAAAAUUAUCAUUGUGUCAACAUGUUCAUGCAUAUUGUUUAUUUUUAUUUAUUCUCAAGUAAGUAUCUAUAAAUAAAAUUUUCGUGUCCCGGUGUUUGUUACCAAACUCCUCCCAAACGAUUGAAUCGAUUUGUAUAAAAAUAUGUCUGUACAUCGGGUAGGUCUGAGAAUCGGCCAACAUCUAUUUUUAAAGCCCAAAUUUUUUUUUUAUUUGUAUGGCAAUACAACGUUUGCUGGGUCAGCUAGUAUCUUUAUACAAAGUUUAUUUGUAAGGCCGCAAGUUAUCGUUAGUUACGUUAUUAAUAAUUGUCUGUAUAUAUGGUAUUUUGUUACCACUACACAGAGUUAUACUGGUUGUUAGUUUGAAAGUAUUAUUUAUUUGUAUAUCAUUAGUUUAUAUUGGAGUAAAUCAUUUAGGAAUGCUGAAUUUUUAUUAUUUAAAGUGUGCUUGAGUUUGUUUCAUAUUUCGUUAUACAAAUCUAUUGGUCGUCACAUAGAAAAUAUCAAUUUAAUAACAUUAGGUAGGUUGUAAUAUGACGAAAAAAAGCAGCUUCACUUUCUUAAUGAUGCGCGCUGAAGUGAAGUGAUCACCUAAUAUCAAGUGAUUCGUUGUUCAUGAUUGACAUAUAAACAAGUACAGGGACAAAUAUCAUUUUCAAACUUGUAUUACCUUUUUCAAAUUCGACCCCUUGUUUCGUGUGUAUCUCGCAUCAAUUUUUUUGAGACGCACAUAAAAAAUAAUUGUUUAGUUGAAAGAAUAAAUAUUUUGUAAUUUAUUCAUAAAUAAUUGAACCGAUAGUGUAUAUAUUAUAAACAUUUCCAAAUGUUCACAAUUGAUACAAAGACUUGUGAACUCUACUUAUUAGUGGGUAACAUUUAAAGUAUCUGAUACUGGACUGGACUGGAGUAUUGUACGAGUGCACUCGUUUUAUGUUUAAUUAUAACAAUUAUAAUAAACCUGUAAAUUGUAUAUAUUAAUUAUAAUAUAGUUAGUAUGGUAUUACAAUACAAUAUAGUUUACGUUAACUUUCGCACAUUUUGGUAUAUGUAAUAUAUUAAGGUCAAUUCUG
Messenger RNA from Leptidea sinapis, 7026 nucleotides. RefSeq names its product nuclear factor related to kappa-B-binding protein. Gene Ontology annotation, molecular function: protease binding. Bases 332 to 5011 code for a protein of 1559 amino acids. Lineage: Eukaryota; Metazoa; Arthropoda; Insecta; Lepidoptera; Pieridae. Gene Ontology annotation, cellular component: Ino80 complex. The transcript has 23 exons. The record is from RefSeq and is a predicted model, not a curated record.